UUUAUUCAGUAGUAAGAGAGAGAGAGAGAGCAGACAGCUGUGAGGAGAGACUGCAGAACACAGAGCGAGAGACAGAGAGAGAGAGAGAAGGAGUAUAUGAGCUACAGGAGGAGGGAGAGUGAAUCAGGAUCAGGAGGAAGUGAAGAGGAGACAGGAGCUCAUCUCUAUCUCCAGCUCGCUGCUGCUGCAAGUGAGCCUUCUGUGUGUGGCCAUCCCUGAUAUGACCCUGUUCAAGAGUGAACAUCGCAGCCCACAGUAUAUGAGCAUGACCGGGGAGCUGAAAUCGAGCCGCUCAAAGAUGGGGGGAGCCAAGAGGCCGAGCAGCGCUGUGUACGGAUCGGAGCAUGAGCUGGACUACGACUGCUAUCAGGAGGAUCUGUAUGACAGGGUGUAUGACUAUCAGCGUGUCCCGUCAGCAGCGCCCCCACUGGCCCACAGCUCCAGCCUGGCCAAGAGAGCCCGCUCCUCCUCCUCCAGGCAGAGACGCAGCCGAGAGAGCUCAUCUUCCAAGAGCUCCAGACCCCACUCCUCCAACAGAGCCAAGUUGAAAAUGGAGGAGCUGCAGACUAUAAAGCGAGAACUGACUCUGAUAAAGGUUCAGAUCGAUGGGCUGUUGGACAGUCUGGACAGGAUGGACAGACAAAGGCAGGAGCACACAGGUUCACCCUUUUCUCAGGAUGGGAGUUUGGGGGGUUCACCAUACCACCCAUCAGCCAGCAGUCGAGAGGGCUCACCCAGAAGCCCCAGCCCUCGCCCCCGCCGGGCCCGGAGAGACAGUCCUGAGCUGGGGGAGGCCAGCGACGAUGAUUCACACAUGAUGAAUCAUCACAACUCUGACUUGGAGGACGAAAUGUAAAGAAGCACUGUUCAGACUGAACUGCUGAGUGAUGUAGCAAAGGAGAAGCAGUGCCAAACACAGAAGAAGAGCAUACCACUGAUUCCCAGGAUGCACCUGCAGUCUGCAAUGCAAAAUCAAAAGCCUGUUACUUCUUACUAACAUAGUGUUUUGAGGUUUUAAGAGUUUUUGUUAGCCCCUAUUUCCCCUUGUUUUCACACUUAUGUAGUUUUAGUGAUAUCAUCAUGUUCUAAUGCUAUCAUGCUGGUAUCUCCUAUAGCUCCUGUGAUUUAGGAAUCAUCAACCACUGUGUGUACUCUUAUCUUUCAUGUUGUAUCAUGGACCUCAGUAUAAAACAUAUAUACAAAAACCAGCCUUAACAUUAAAACCAUCUGCCUAUUAUAGUCUACACCCACCUUGUGCCACUAAAACAGCUCUGACCCAUUAAGGCACAGCAAAAGAGCUAUACACAGACCAGCCAUAACAUUAAAACCAUCUGCCUAAUAUAGUGCAGGCCCAUCAAAACACUUCUGGCCCAUCAUAGCACAUUUUGAAGGUGUAGCUCAUUUGUCACGUACGUUUUAACACAUUAUAGAUACCCCUAUAUAGAUCAGCUUUCCAUUGCUGGACUGAGGCCACUGGAACAAUAUAAGCAAUGUUCUUAACUUCACCUGUCAGUGGGUUCUAAUGUUUUGGCUGAUCAAGUUGAAUCUUACUGAGUUUUACUGUUUAACCCCUAAACAUCUGCCUGACAUUACACCACUAAUUCUUGAGGAUUUCUAUUCAAGCAUUAGAUAAAAAGCUUUCAUGUUUAAUAAAUAACAUUACUGAAAAUAUAACUGUAAUAGAAAAUAGAAAAUAGUAUUUAAAUAAGUGUGCUCAUGUCAAAAUCUAAUGAAUAAAAUUGGCUCUUUCCUGAACUUCAUUUUAAAAUCAAUAUUCUUCUGAAUACAACUCAACCAGUUCAUGUCCUUCAAACCUUUAGUUUUUAUUUGAUAUGUCUAUUUUCAAACAUGCAGAAUUUGGGUUUGAUUCUUGUUACUGAUCUGGAAUUAUUAAGUGGAGUAGAGAGUGAACAGGCAGCUUCUCCAAAUGUCCUGUAGUAAAUUUCAAAGCCCUCAAAUUUUCAGAAUGUAAAUAAGUUAUUUUACCGCAGAAAAAAAGGGUUCAGUAUCACCUUCACCUGUAGCCUGUAUAUGGGACAAGGCAUGUUAAGGGGUUAAGUCUCCUUAUGAGAACCAAUGUUGUUGCCAUGACAAGGCGUGGCUCUAAUUUGUAUGUGAUUUUAGCUUUCAUAUUUAAUAUGUAUAAAUUAUUUAUGUUAAUUGAAGGCCAUAAAAGUAUACGAGGCCUAAACAUGCAAUUCACAUCUUUAAACUUCACUGAAAAGGUUUCUUUCUAGAUUCUUUGUGUGAUUUUUUUUUCAUGCUCAAAUUUGUAAGCAGCAGCUUUUGCUGUACAGACUGAACUAUCUCUCUCUCUCUGAAUGAGACGUAAUAAUGGAUCCUCUUCUUCUGUGUUCCCGGAGCUUCAGCCUGAAUGAAAAGGUCUGGGUCAAUGUGUAAUAUUGUGUAAUAUUGUAAACUCUGUUUUAUGUGUUUCUGGCUGUCUGAUUUUAUCUUGCGGUUUGUUUUGUUUAUUUUGUUUUCAUUUUUGAAAAAAGAGAAGAAAUAAAAGACAUAUCUGAGACUGUUUCAGUAGAAUUCUAGUGCUGUUUGUUAGGAACGAACUGGUUCUUUUCUCUUUCUUUUGCGCCCACAUGAAGCCGAGUGGAGCUCAUGCAUUGUCACAGUAGUAAAGGUAUUUUCAUAUCGAUUAAAAAGCCUCUUGGUG
Molecule: messenger RNA, 2668 nt
Organism: Astyanax mexicanus (Mexican tetra)
Lineage: Eukaryota; Metazoa; Chordata; Actinopteri; Characiformes; Acestrorhamphidae
Product: heterogeneous nuclear ribonucleoprotein C
Exons: 8
Coding region: 221-856 (211 amino acids)
Cellular component (GO): nucleus
Molecular function (GO): RNA binding
Source: RefSeq, a predicted model, not a curated record